This is a messenger RNA of Cyphellophora attinorum, 246 nucleotides long. RefSeq names its product U6 snRNA-associated Sm-like protein LSm5. Gene Ontology annotation, cellular component: U4/U6 x U5 tri-snRNP complex; U6 snRNP; Lsm1-7-Pat1 complex. The record is from RefSeq and is a predicted model, not a curated record. Gene Ontology annotation, biological process: mRNA splicing, via spliceosome. The transcript has 2 exons. Gene Ontology annotation, molecular function: RNA binding. The coding region runs from base 1 to 246 and encodes 81 amino acids. Lineage: Eukaryota; Fungi; Ascomycota; Eurotiomycetes; Chaetothyriales; Cyphellophoraceae.
AUGGCAUCACAACUCCUCCCGCUCGACAAGUGCAUCAACUCCCGCAUCUGGGUCAUAAUGAAAGGCGACAAGGAAUUCGCCGGCACCCUGCUAGGUUUCGACGACUAUGUCAACAUGGUGCUCGAGGAUGUGGUUGAGUUCGACUAUCAGACUGGGGGCCAGACGAGAUUGCCGAAGAUUCUGCUGAAUGGGAAUAAUAUCUGUAUGCUGAUUCCGGGGGGUGAGGGGCCGGUCUCAGGCGAGUAG